AUGAUGGACGACAGCCCCCAAGAGCCAGUUACUGCUUCGAAAGCAGAUACAAUGGAUGAGCCCACCGUAACGCAUGCCGAGUCCAGCGGAAGUCAGAUGAAAUGGAAAUCCGCCAAAUCCAAAGACGGCGAUACCGCCAUGGCACUAUUCGAUGAUCCAGAUGAGCUGCACGAGGAAAUAGAUCCGGCAGAAGCUCGAAGGAUCCUGUGGAAGAUCGAUUUGAUGAUCUUGCCGUAUUUAGCUGUGUGCUAUGCCUUCUUUUAUAUUGACAAGACAACAUUGAGCUACGCGGCAAUUUUCGAUAUUCAAGAGGACCUCCAUCUUCAUGGAACCCAGUAUAACUGGUUGAGCAGCAUCUUCUACUUUGGCUUUCUGGUCUGGGCAUUCCCUACCAACUUUCUGAUGCAGAAGCUUCCGAUUGGAAAAUACCUCGGCGUGAACAUUUUCAUGUGGGGAGUCUUUCUCAUGGCACAGGCAGCAUGCAACAGCUUCGAAACUCUUGCGGCCCUCCGAGCCCUCGGCGGAGCUGCAGAGGCUUGCUCGGAUCCAGCAUUUAUGCUCAUCACGAGUAUGUGGUAUACACGUCGCGAACAACCCGUCCGUAUUGGACUAUGGUAUACGGCGAACGGAAUUGGUAUCGCGCUGGGUGGGUUGUUAGGUUAUGGCAUUGGCCAUAUUCGAGGUGCCUUGCCGUCUUGGAAAUACGAGUUCCUUAUAAUCGGUGCAUUAUGCGCUACUUGGGGCAUCGUAAUGUUCAUCUUCCUUCCGGAUUCACCUGUCAGUGCUCGUGGUCUUAGCAAACGAGAACGGCGAAUUGCGGUUGAGCGCAUUCGAGAGAACCAAACUGGCGUGGAAAAUAAGCAUUUGAAGCCCUAUCAGAUCCUCGAAGCUUUCAUGGAUUAUAAGCUCUACAUGUUCUUCAUCUUGGGUGUUGUUUGCAAUGUCCCCAAUGGUGGUAUCUCCAAUUUUGGUACAAUCAUUAUCAAAGGCUUUGGCUAUUCUACUUUGAUUACAACUAUCCUGCAGAUCCCAUAUGGCAUUUUCAUCGCCCUUUCCAUCUUGACAUGCGUAUUCCUUAACGAUCGUUUUGAGAAUCGACGCUGCGUAUUUGUUCUUAUAUUCUUAAUUCCAAAUCUGGCCGGCGCCUUCGGUUUGUGUUUCGUACCAACGGAUCAUCACGUCGGCCGACUCAUCUGUUACUAUCUUACUGGGCCAUACAAUGCUGCCUUCGUGCUUAUUUUGAGUAUGCAAAUCGCGAAUACAGCGGCUGAAAUUUGGCGAUCAGGUCACACAAAGAAAGUCGUCACCAACGCGGUCCUUUUCCUUGGAUACUGCACCGGAAACAUCGCAGGCCCGUUCUUCUAUAAAACCGAUCAAUCGCCCACAUACAAACUGGGCAUCUGGUCUAUGAUUGUUUCUCAUCUGAUUGAAGCCUGUCUCAUUACUACCCUCGGCCUUCUUCUUCGGUGGGAAAAUAAGAAACGCGACCGUAUUCAGUCUGAAAUGGAGGGAGGGCUUGAUGGCAGAGACUUGGACUCUACUGCAUUUUUGGAUUUGACAGAUCGAGAAAACUUGAAGUGA
Messenger RNA from Penicillium verhagenii, 1581 nucleotides. Its product is annotated as putative MFS allantoate transporter. The coding region runs from base 1 to 1581 and encodes 526 amino acids. The transcript is spliced from 9 exons. NCBI's taxonomy places the organism in Eukaryota, Fungi, Ascomycota, Eurotiomycetes, Eurotiales, Aspergillaceae. Gene Ontology annotation, biological process: transmembrane transport. Gene Ontology annotation, cellular component: membrane. The record is from RefSeq and is a predicted model, not a curated record. Gene Ontology annotation, molecular function: transmembrane transporter activity.